GACCAGCACAAUCGAUCCCCCUAUACAUGCCCCUGCUCACAUCCUACUCAACAUCUAGUCUCUAUAGCUCAUUCUCCGUUGUCGUGCGGGACCUUGGAUCAAACCGCCCUAUAUAUUGCACUCCGGGAUUUCGUUCGAUUGAGCAGCCUCAGCCAACCUAUACGCUACGCCGCACAUAGGUGCAUUACUCCUCAACCUACUCGCUACUUAGGGGCCACACGCAACCAUGAUGAACGACAAUGCUUCAGCGACACCGCGCCCGUGUCCGCCAGCCAAGGCACGCAGACUACCUUCUAUGCAGUUUCCCAAGUUUCCGCCACCACCAUACGCUCUUUCACUCGAUCAGGUCAUAGUGGAUCAUGCCGACCAAGGCAAGCACGCAGUCGAUGGCCUACCGCUGCCCGUCCCCACUCCAGAUGCAGAGGACUGGCUGAACGAGCGAUCCAGGGAGGAGCUAUCCGAGCUGCUGCUGAAAGCGGACCAGCUCAUCAAAUCCCGUGAAUCAGAGCUCGGUCUGACAUCUGCGCUGUGCAAGACGCUCUACGAAGACAAUGUCGCACUCAAGACCAAGCAUGAAACACUCCUGGCGCGCCUCCCCACGUCCCCAGCGCCUAGCACCCCUACCUCCCCUCUGUUGAGGCCGCAUUCUCCCCAUCAGCCGAGCGAUGUGAACUACUCCCGAUCACCCACAUACAGCGAGGCCUCCCUAGCUCCCCCUAGUCACCGGCACGCGCGCCGGGUCUCCAUCACGCAGGGCGAGCUCGCGCGCCUUGCCGACCAGAAUGCCGAGCUGCUGGACAAGCUCGAGAAGCUCGAGACAGAGUCGUUGCAGGCUGAUCAGGCGGGAAAGCGGAAGCUGCGGAAGCUCGAGCGCGAGAUCCAGGGGCUCCGGGAGGAGCUGGAGAGGACUCAGGCGAAGGAGGCUGAGCUGGAGCGGCAGGCACUUGCGGUGCCGCCCCUGAGCGAAGAGGAGGCGCAGCGGCGGAAGGAGGAGCGAGAAGAGCGUGUGCGGGUGCUGCGGGCGAAGAGUGGAUCGAUGUCGGAGUCGGAGGGCAGCAUUGACGAGGGCGUCAAGGACUUUGCACCUCCGUCGGAGCUGCUUGGAUCGAGCAGUACCAGAAUAACUCCAACGGCUGCCUCGUUUCCGUCGCCGAAAACACCUCCCGGAAACUAUCUUACCCAGCCCACGUUGCCAGCCUCAGGUCCACUAGAGGAAGAGCUCGAGUCCGUCUGGGCGCAAUCCCGUCCGACGAGCAUGUAUUCACUGUCCGGCGCAGAGUCCGUCAUCGUCUCCCAGCUGCUGCUCAAGGUCCGCGAGCUCGAGGAGACGAACGCGCAAAUCAAGAGGCAGCAAGAGCAGACUGACGAGCGGCUUCGGUCUGCGCGGGUAGAUGCUGAGAGCAUGAAGCGGAUGUACGAGUGCCUUGACGGCGAGGAUGGCCUGGAGUUGGUGCUAGACACGGAGGACGAGAUGGAUGACAGCCCGACGAAGGGCAAACGGAUAGCGUCUGGCGGUAUGGUUACGUUCAGCAGCCUGCGGCGGUCGAUCCAUCGGGAUAUGAGCAAGCUCCUCGAGCCGCAGGAGCAAGACGGAUUCACUAUUGGGAUUACUGCGAACAUGCAAAGUACUACGCGGGGCAGUGUUGCACGCAACCUGCAACAUCCAGCUGGCAGGCCGCGCAAGACUGUUAUGGGCCUCUUUGCUGAUACUGGGGCUGGAGAUGCGCUUCAGGCUGCAUCCGGCAGUCCUGGUAUCCUACCCUUCCGUGAGUCGGAGCUCGGAGAUUUCACCACCUGGUCUACUGCUGCGACAGACGGGAUACCUCUUCCUUUUGGGACAGCUCGCAGUGUACAGACGCCAACAGAAAGAUCGGGCCUACGAUAUGGGCGCACGCUAGGCAGCGAGCUCGGCAGUGACCUCGGAGAUGACUGGGGUGCCACUGCAGGCAAUGAUCAUCUGCGCACCACGAGCCUGUAUGAGAUCGCCGGAAUGGACAUUUCACAAGAAUCGUUCAGGUCGCCUAGCCCGGGCGAGCGGCCCACGCUCGGUUUUCCUACGUCGAGUAAUGCAGAAUCCCCUGGCGGCCCUAUCCUGGGGCAGGAAGGCUGUGGCGCAGACCCGGGACCCUCGACGCCCCCGCGCAUAUCUGGCUUGCAGCUCAACGUGCAGCCUCCGACGCCAUCGCCAGAUCAGCUGAAGGCGUACGAGAGGCAGUUCCGCCUGUCGCAGACCGUGCGCUCCCGCACGCACCGGUGGGUCGAGGGACGGUUUUCGCCGCCGGCUCUUCCGGAAGACGACUCUGUGCGGCGGUACCCUGGGACGAGCCCUAGGAUGCGUUCUGGGCUGGACAGUGUCAUGAUAGGCGCGCUCAACGAGGAGGUACCCGAGAUAAAGAAGGCCAAUAGAAAGGACAACAUGCGCUCUUCUACGAACGCAAGUCGCGGCUCUGAGUCUAUUGCUCAGGGACCCGCAGAUGCGGAUGCAGGUGCGGGUAGCGAUCGUGCCACGGUCCAGCUACGUGCGGACUCGUCAGCGAUCCUGGGCGCUGCGGGUACGCGGAACGAGGGAUUCACAGGGUACAUCCUGGAAGUAUGGCUUUGGCUGCAGUUUGUGAUCGUCAUACUUGUGUUUUUGUGGGCGAUGGCGAAGAGAGGGCCGAAGAGUGUGCUGGAAGAGGCGGAGCAGCGGCGGCGGGCACCUGGGGGUGGUGCUUUGCCAUCCUAGAGCUGCUGCCUGGGAUUUUGGUUUAUGUAGGGAUCUCACUGACGAUAUGCGUCAUAAUCUGUAUCCACAUUCAUUGUAUAUCACAUAUCUAUCAGCCCUAUAAUUUUUUGGGAGACUGUCGAGGGUCCCCGAGGAUGUCGCGCGGAUGCGGAGUGGUUUGGGAAGCGGGCGCUGGUGCACGAUGAGGCGGAAUAUCCGACUAUAUUUAGGAC
Laetiporus sulphureus 93-53 is the source of this 2937-nucleotide messenger RNA. RefSeq lists its product as uncharacterized. The record is from RefSeq and is a predicted model, not a curated record. The transcript is spliced from 2 exons. The coding region runs from base 296 to 2725 and encodes 809 amino acids. Lineage: Eukaryota; Fungi; Basidiomycota; Agaricomycetes; Polyporales; Laetiporaceae.